Trichobilharzia regenti is the source of this 1569-nucleotide messenger RNA. Lineage: Eukaryota; Metazoa; Platyhelminthes; Trematoda; Strigeidida; Schistosomatidae. The record is from the annotation of a GenBank genome assembly.
AUUAAAUCCAACACACAGCCUUGGUCCAGAUGGUGUACCAAGCAUUCUUCUCCAAAAGUGUGCAGACAUCUUGUGUCAUCCUCUUACUCAAAUCUUUAACGCAUCAUUUAAGAGGGAAACGGUACCUGCUGACUGGAAAGAAAUCAAGGUUGUACCUGUACAGAAAUCAUCUUCUGGAGCAGGUAUAAAGUUUAGACCAGUCGCUAUAACAUCUCCUUUUUUGAAAACUAUGGAGAAACUUCUUUUGAAUAUUCUUAAACCUUCUUUAAAAGCUUUUAGUGACCCUAAGCAGUUUGCUUAUAAGUGUGGAAGAAGUACAUUAGAUGCAGCCAUUGUACUACACCACAAUAUUGUUUCCUGCCUUGAUAAGGGUGCUAAGUUCGUUCGAACAGCUUUCUUAGACUAUACUGCAGCUUUCGACUCUGUUCCUAGGACACUUUUAUUAGGCAAGAUGAAUUCAGCACAAACAGAGUCCUGGGCAACUAGAUGGCUGUCUUCUUAUUUUAAGGAUAGGAAACAGCAUACUGUUUUGGCUGGAAAGCGCUCCACUUCCCAGCUAACUGAAAGUGGUGUGCCUCAAGGUGCAGUACUUUCUCCAUUUCUUUUCUCUUUCUUUUUGCAUGACCUUCCGAACUCACCCAAAGUUAACUUCAUUAAGUAUGCUGAUGACCUGACCGUUUCUGUCCCUGUAGUUUCCACAUCGGAUUGUUCCUAUAUGAAUGGCUUUUUAGCUGAAGUUAAGGAUUGGUCUGGCUCAAAUGGUCUUAAACUAAAUCCAACUAAAUGUAACACUGUUGAUUUUAGCUUGAGAAGUGAAAAAGACAUGCAUGGAUUGAUUCAAUCUCAUGAUUGUUGUAAUAUUGAUGGUACCAUGAUUGAGAGUAAGUCAAGUGUUUCUUAUCUUGGCAUUAGUUUCUCGUCAAAUCUUUGCUGGUCGUCUCAUAUUCUUAUAGUUUCUAAGAAAGUUUUCCGUCUGACUUAUUACAUAAAGAAGUUGAGACACUCAGGUAUAACUCAAUCUCUUAUCAUACAAUUUAUUAAUUCAUGUGUUUUGCCCAUCAUUCUUUAUUGUUCUCCAUUAUUCUUCCCUGGGCUACUCAAGAAAGAUCAUAUAAUACUACGAAGAACAUUGAGGGCUGUAAGUAGGGUCAGUGCUAUCCCUUUGACUGAACUAAAUGACACUGUUGUCAAUAGGCAUAUGAAUUCUUGUAAACACUUAGCUAAAGUUAUCUUAUCUGAUAGUGAACAUCCUCUUUAUUCACAAUUGUUUCCUUGUAUCUCUUCGGGUAAGACCAGAAGAAAUUUUAUAAACAUUUAUGCUCGUACUACAAAAUAUAAAAAUUCGACCGUUCCAUAUUUGGCACGAGUAUUGUGUGAAGAGACAAAUAUCAGAAAAGAACUUUUACAACUUUUGAAUCAAUAACUAAAUUAUAAAAUGAAAUGAUGCAUAUUAAUGCAAGUGUUAUUUGUUAUAUUAUUUAUUUAUUAUUCACUAUGACCUAGAAAGAGUAUGAUUUUGUUGGGUUUUUUAUUUUUAUUUAUUUUUUUAUUAUUUUUUCCUAUUAACUA